UGUUCAUGUAUCAUUGUCAACCUACGUGACAAAUUCUAACUAUAGUAGGUUGGAACUAAUAAUGUUCAGUAGUACUUAAAGCAACAUUAUUUGUCCAACAAGUUAAUAACAAGCCAGACGGAAGAUUAUAUGAAAUUAAAGCAACUAGUGAAGAAUGAUACUGCUAUCUUUCCUGCUCCUUGCCGCCAUUUUUGUUUCUGAAGCAUGCCCCGUGGGGUUCUAUGGAUGGAACUGUGACAAGAAGUGUAGUGAUUUCUGCGAAGGUAACGGCGCCUGUGGCAAAUACACUGGAUACUGUUCUAGCGGUUGUUUGCCAACGUACUGGGAUUUGGAGUGUGAUAAGAACUGCUCUCGUAACUGUGCCGGAUCAGGAAAGUGUAAUAGGUAUAAUUCAUUUUGUGAUGAUGGAUGUAAGCCAGGAUAUGCUGGGUUCUCAUGUGAUGACACAUGUCCCCCAAACUGCGGGGGAAACGGAAGUUGUGAUAAAGUGACUACUUUUUGUCUUCAAGGAUGCAAACCUGGUUUCUCUGGGUACACAUGUUCUUGGAAAAACUUGUAAUAGAAUUGUUUAUUCAAACAGUUUGCUGCUUCCUAAGAGCCAAUAAAAUAUUUAAGAAGAUA
Molecule: messenger RNA, 621 nt
Organism: Saccostrea cuccullata (small rock oyster)
Lineage: Eukaryota; Metazoa; Mollusca; Bivalvia; Ostreida; Ostreidae
Product: multiple epidermal growth factor-like domains protein 10
Exons: 4
Coding region: 155-559 (134 amino acids)
Source: RefSeq, a predicted model, not a curated record